AUGCCGACCUAUCCUAUACGUCGCCGACCGCGCGAGUGCAAGACUUGUCUGCCAUGUCGGGCGAGUAAAGUCCGCUGCGAUCGUGGGUCUCCAUGCAGCAAUUGCACCAAACGCAACUUCACCUGCUCCUACGGUCGUCCUCCCUCUGCGAAAUUACCUCUUCCGUCCGUCGCCGUCACGACCUCCUCCACACCUUCACAACCACCGACUUUUGUCUCCCCGACGAUCUCGCCGUACGCUCAAUCAGCACCCACCCGGGAUGCCUCAUACGGGCCCGAACCGGCUACAUGGGAAAGCGCUGAUCCAGAUUUACCGGACAUAAUCGAUAUUUCGCAGGAGGAAUGGGAUGAGAUCAACGCCAAAAUGGUCGCAAUGGAACAGAUUAUGGGCAGUCUGCAUUCACUUUUCCAGGCCCACUCCACUCGCAAGCCGGCGGAAAUCGACCAGGUUGAUCGAAGAGCAUCCGUCCGAUCGGAAGGUGUUUAUGGAGCGAAUGUGUUGAAGACGGGUGCGGUUCAUAUUGGGUCGCGAUCGGCUUUGGUUGAUAUCUUGGACAAAUCGAAAAGGUCGGAGGACAUGGCGCUGGCGCUACCUCAGGAUGAUCUUCUCGCCGAGCUUGCUUUGGGAAACGAGUCGGCCGCGUAUCCUUUUGUCGAUUUAUGGUCUUCUGAUCCUUAUACUUUCAAUAUUGCUGGCGUAUGCGCGGUUCUUCCAGACGAUGCACAGUGUCUUCAAUUCCUAUCAUUUUAUCGAGACAUAGGUGCGGUGCUGUAUCCGGUGCUUUCUGAUAUCCCGCAGUUAGAACGACAUACUUCUCGGCUCCUCGAGGGUCGACGACGAGCCGGAGGUGUUUAUAAGCCCGACGCCAAUGGUCUGGUUAAACCGUUUGGUAUGGAUUUGGCUUUCGUCAGUCUGCUUUUUGCGGUUCUUGCAUCAGGGUGCCAAUUGUCGGACAUUCCAGAGAGUGACCGCGAGUUGACCUCAUGGGUAUACGUAUCGUGCGCAUAUCAGUGUCUUCGCAUGUUGAAUUAUGUAUCACAGCCCACUGUAGAAGUAAUUCAGAUUUUGCUCAUUAUUAGCAAUGUACUUUCAUACAACAUGAAUGCAGGCGCAUCAUACACGUUACUUGGUAUGACGGAACGCAUGUGUCUUGUACUUGGACUUCAUGUCGAAUCGACAGGGUUCUCAAUUACAGAGCAAGCAGUGCGAAGGCGUGUCUGGUGGGCAAUGGCCUUCCAGAAUAGUCAUUUCUCGCUUGCCUAUGACCGGCCAUCUAUCACCAUGGUCAGUCAACCCGAAAUUCCAUUUGACCCGAAGUCAAUGCCCGGUCAUCGGUCAUAUUUUGAAACCCUUUGUCGCAUUGUAUCGGUGUCAUUGGAGGUCUUGCGCUCUCGCAUGUUACCUGGUUCCUCGCAGUCACGAUAUCAUGAAAUUCGAGAAUACAAGCAUCAGAUCCAACGCAUGCUCACAGAAACGACUCCUCAUUUGAGGCAUCGAGAUCAUUGCCUGACUCUGGCCAACCAUAUUGAGCGCACUGAACUGCGCCUGCACUCGUCAUAUCUCCUUUCUGUCCUGUGUCGGGUGUCUCUGGAUCCGCAUGCGCAUUUAGACGAUCAUCGUCGGGCUGUUAUCCGUGAGGACUGUAUCAACAGCCUGAUCAACACCGUCGAUGCCUUUGUCGAGCUGCACGAGAUCAACGCUCACUGCUCCCGAUCAUGGAUCAGUCUGCAGCGCAGUAUCGCAUCGGCCUUUUUACUUGUCACCCAUGACGACAGCGACCGUACCUGGCAAUUAAUCGACCGACUGGAGAUGGUUCUCGCGGACCACGUGUAUGCCGAUGGUGACGAGAACCACAACAGCCGCACCGACUCCGCCAAACAUCUUUCUUCUUCGCUCCGCGCGCUGCGCGAAAUCCGCGACGCCUUCCGCGCUCGCAAGACUGCGACCUCCUCUUCGACCUCCAGCCAGACCUACUCCCCCCUCAUCCUGCCCUCGCCUCCUCACCUCGAAGCCAAGCCCGCCUUUGUGCCUGUCGUAUCGGCCGGACCCCGUAUGCAACCGAGCGAAGGUCUGAACAUGCGGAAUAUCUUAGGCCGGGUGUCGGACGUAAUGUUAUUCCCUAGCAUGAGCGGCGGGGAACCCAUUGUCUGA
Messenger RNA from Penicillium nucicola, 2151 nucleotides. RefSeq lists its product as uncharacterized. Gene Ontology annotation, biological process: regulation of DNA-templated transcription; DNA-templated transcription. The coding region runs from base 1 to 2151 and encodes 716 amino acids. NCBI's taxonomy places the organism in Eukaryota, Fungi, Ascomycota, Eurotiomycetes, Eurotiales, Aspergillaceae. The record is from RefSeq and is a predicted model, not a curated record. Gene Ontology annotation, molecular function: DNA-binding transcription factor activity, RNA polymerase II-specific; DNA binding; zinc ion binding. The transcript is spliced from 5 exons.